Penicillium brasilianum is the source of this 1156-nucleotide messenger RNA. Lineage: Eukaryota; Fungi; Ascomycota; Eurotiomycetes; Eurotiales; Aspergillaceae. The record is from the annotation of a GenBank genome assembly.
AGCGUUUGAGGGUAGAAAGGUCCUUGACUCUUGCGCUGCCCCGCAGACUCGCUAUGGAUCUCUACAUACUACUCUACUAUCUCUUAUUACUCUUACUAUUCGAAUACUUCGUGGCCUAUCAUUACCCCAAUAUGACUUCCGACGUGCCUACUUCAACUUCAUCCCCGCCAACUCGCGAUCCAGCCGAGAUCAACAAGCUAGUGACCGAAUGGGAUGACAGCUCCUUCUACCAUCACUCUUCCUGGUCGGAGCGAUGGUCACACCCUGAGUUUGUUGGCCACUACUCGAACAAUUGGCUCAAAUCUCCAUGGAUAAAACAGACCAAGCGUCACCCAAGAAGAUUUCUAUAUCCCUCGGUGCCCUCCAGUUUCCCCUGGGGCUACAUCAUAUACCGAACAGUCUACACUGCCGAAUCAGAUGAGCUAUGGCCGAUUGCUAUGAAUAAACUGGCUAGGGUUAUGAACAACUCCAUCGACUCUGAUCUUCACGCCGAACUUCGAUAUAAGGAGCCCGAGGAUCCGGAGCCAGACGCGGACGCAGAGCGAUUAGUCAAAGAAGCGCAUAAGAAUGUCGUCUUCUCAGAUAAACAGUUCUGGAAUGGAGCCAGUAUCGAGCAAGUUCGACGACAUUUCUCUGAGUACCUCCAUGCAAGUAAGGGCCGGGGGGCUGGUCGAUUUGAAGGCUGCCUGUUCAUCGAUGAGCAAUCACUGAAGUCAAUUAUUAAUAGCCCUGAGCCUCAGCCCUGGUUCGGGGAGAGAGAGCCCAAGCAGCGCAGUCAACCCUGGGGGUUUGUUGGUAUGGUCGAUGGGCGGUAUCCGGAGAAUCGGUAUGAACCGCACUACACUGGCUACAUGCGGGUGGAAAUUCUUUCGCUAUGGUCUCUUUAUUACGAGUUCCAAAUGAAGGACAUGCAGGAGCUCUGCCCCUCUGUUUCUGAUGGAUUGAUUCCGGUCUAUGACAGUGGAACUGGCAAAGCGCAAGACGAGGAGGGUCAUGUUUUUCCAACAGCAGCCGACCGGAGGCCGCGACUGUUUUGAUAAAUUGAAAUUCAGCCAGCGGGCUCGUUGAGACAAAGAUCAAUACUACUAGUAGUAUGUGUCAACUGGUGGAAAUGAACCUUGCAAUCUUCAUACCCACUCGUACGAGUGUACUAGAC